CCUAUUACAACUUACGAGUAAAAAACCUCACAAGUAUUUAACGCAUUGACUUGAAAGCUUAAAAGUUAAAAAUGAAGCACCAAGAAGUGGGCGUAGACUUCUGGGCCAUGGGCAAGGCGAUGCUGACGUACGGAGCGCUGACGGCGCUGUGCUGGGUGAUGCUGCGGCUCUUCAACACGGUGUUCACGCUGCCCCGCCGUCUGCGCGCCCAGCAGGACCAGAUACAGAACUCGCUGAAGGACUUGCAGAAACGGUUUCCUGACCUAAACAUCACAGAGGAAGAUCUUCAAAACGCCGAAAAAGAACUAGACGAUCUCAUAAAGGAGAAUGACAAGGAGAAGGAAGAUAAACUUAAAAAAGAAGCUAUAGAGGAAGAGGCAGUGCCCGAAGAAACAAAGAAAGACCUUUAGGAAUAUUUAAUCAAACAGUGGUAUCUAAUAGAGCACAAAAUAAUUAUUAUUUUUCUAAUCAAUAGAAUACCCAUCAAAUCACCAACGA
Molecule: messenger RNA, 498 nt
Organism: Plutella xylostella (diamondback moth)
Lineage: Eukaryota; Metazoa; Arthropoda; Insecta; Lepidoptera; Plutellidae
Source: RefSeq, a predicted model, not a curated record